Messenger RNA from Pseudogymnoascus verrucosus, 1026 nucleotides. RefSeq lists its product as uncharacterized. The transcript is spliced from 3 exons. Gene Ontology annotation, molecular function: peroxiredoxin activity. Gene Ontology annotation, cellular component: mitochondrion; cytosol. The record is from RefSeq and is a predicted model, not a curated record. Bases 205 to 900 code for a protein of 231 amino acids. Lineage: Eukaryota; Fungi; Ascomycota; Leotiomycetes; Thelebolales; Thelebolaceae. Gene Ontology annotation, biological process: cellular oxidant detoxification; cellular response to oxidative stress; cell redox homeostasis.
GUACAGAUUACUCUUCCGCCCACUACUCCCUCCACUAAUCACCUAUAAGACCACUCUGUCCCUGCUUGUUUUCUUCUCUUUCUGCUCUCUUUCUCCCUCCUCUUCAAUCUUCAAUCUUCAAUCUUCAUACUUCUAUUACUCACGUAGUAGCUUCGCCAUAUUCUCAUCUCUACAACAUCUCCAAAUAACGUCACAAACGUCAUCAUGUCUGCUUCCGAAGAGAGAGCUGCUCCCCUCCGCCUGGGUUCCAUCGCCCCCAACUUCAAGGCCGAGACCACCGGCGGCGACAUCGACUUCCACGAGUUCAUCGGCGACAAGUGGGUGAUCUUCUUCUCUCACCCCGAGGACUACACCCCCGUGUGCACCACCGAGCUCGGCGCCUUCGCCAAGCUCGAGCCCGAGUUCACCAAGCGCGGCGCGAAGCUCAUCGGCCUCUCCGCCAACACCAUCGAGUCCCACGGCGGCUGGAUCAAGGAUAUCGAUGAGAUCUCCGGGUCCAAGCUGACUUUCCCUAUCAUUGGCGAUAAGCAGCGCCAGAUUGCUUUCGCGUAUGAUAUGCUCGAUCACCAGGAUGCUACCAAUGUCGAUUCUAAGGGCAUUGCUUUCACGAUCCGCUCGGUCUUCAUCAUUGACCCCAAGAAGACUAUCCGUACUAUCCUUUCUUACCCCGCCUCUACCGGCCGCAACACCGCUGAGGUCCUCCGUAUCCUUGACUCCCUCCAGACCGGUGACAAGAACCGCAUCACCACCCCCAUCAACUGGAUCCCCGGAGACGACGUCAUCGUCCACCCCUCCGUCACCAACGACGAGGCCAAGACCCUCUUCCCCCAGUUCCGCAUCGUGAAGCCAUACCUGCGCUUCACCCCUCUCCCAAAGGAGAAGACCUCUGCCAACAUCUAAGUUAAAAAAGGUGUGGAUGUGGUAGGAGAUGAUGGGACGGGAUGGAUGGAUGGAGUUAAAUUUGUUUGUUUUAGCGGAGAGGGGAGGAUAGGGGUGUGGUAGUCGAAUGAGAUGAGAUACCCCAUG